ACGCCCAGGUCACGUGACACUGCCCAGCCUGUCCUGAGAGGGGACGGAAACAGCUGAACGAUAACAACAUGCUGCAGACUUUUCCUCCCCUAACAUUUCUGCUGUUGCGGCUCGGACGUGGGUAGCAUGCAUGCCCGGUAAACGGCGGAUCCCACUCGGGGGAGUUUAGGGGAAGCCCCGGGGCUUGUUGCCCUUCCCAAACCAGCGAGCCGCACUAUGGCACCGUCCCUCAUCCCGGACUGUCGCAUGAAUCUGACCGUCUCGACGUGUCUGCUGUCGCUCUGCUUCGUCCACUGCCUCUGCUUGGACUUCACGGUCGCGGAGAAGGAGGAGUGGUACACAGCCUUCGUCAACAUCACCUACAUCGAUCCCGUCACCUCCGCGGUCAAGACGGAGAAAACCGAAUGCGGCCGGUACGGGGAGCACUCGCCCAAAAGAGAGGUCAAAGGUCAGGUCCUCCUCCCGGCCACGCCGCAGGACCGGCAGGCGUGCGACCCCAACGUCAGGUUCCCGCGGGCAGCCCAGAGCGGCGGGGCCUGGGUGGCGCUGGUGGCCGCAGGAAACUGUUCCUGUCAGGACAAAAUUCGCAACGUUGCAGAAACCAACUCGUCUGCUGUUGUGAUAUACAACACCGGCAACGACAGCAUCACAAUGCCACAUCCAGACACGGCUGAUGUUGUGGCCGUCAUGAUCCCAGAGCCUAAAGGUCGUGAGCUAGUGGGCUUGUUAGAGCAGGGCCUUGUGGUCACCCUGCACAUCACUGUAGGAACGCGUAACCUGCAGAAGUACGUGAGCAGAACCUCUGUCGUGUUUGUCUCCAUAUCCUUCAUCGUCCUCAUGAACAUCUCCCUCGCCUGGCUCGUCUUCUACUACAUCCAGAGGUUUCGCUACGCUAAUGCACGAGAUCGCAACCAGAGGCGUAUGGGCGAUGCUGCUAAACAGGCCAUCAGUAAGCUUCAAGUGCGCACACUUAAGAAAGGAGAUAAGGAAAUAGAACCUGACUUUGAAAACUGCGCCGUUUGCAUCGAAUGUUAUCAGCCUAACGAUGUUGUGAGGAUAUUACCAUGCAGGCAUGCUUUCCAUAAACACUGCGUAGAUCCGUGGCUGCAAGACCACCGGACGUGCCCCAUGUGCAAAAUUAACAUCCUAAAAGCCCUGGGAAUUGCAUUCAAUGCGGACUGCACAGAUGACAUUCCUCCUGACUAUGAGGUGUCUCUCCGGGGUCCGUUUACCAAUCCUAUCAGUGCUGCAAGUGAAAUAACUGUUAAUGAGAGCUCAGUGGUGCUGGAGCCAGACCCACAGAUGCUACAUCAUUACACAGACACGGUUCCACAGCCGGACCAAAGCCGCAUUGUUCGCAGCAGAGUGAAUAAUUCCACCUCCCAUCCCUCAGGUGAGCACCAGCCUCCGCUCAGGAGUGAUUUAGACACUUCAGCGCUCAUGAGUGUGGAGAGGUCUGACGUGGACCUGUCGACAGAGCAAGAGUGUGACGAGGCCAAAUCCAGAGCCAGUCAGCGCUGAACGAAAGGGAUUGAGGAACGGAGUGAGAGCAGGACUGGGAGUCCAACAGAACGGGGCCGUGCUCUAAGCUAAUUUGAAGUGUGUCCCUUCAGACCCCGUGUCCACACAGACUAAAAGAGACCCAUUUCUGUCUUUGCUUCUCCUUCAGCAGUCAUGACUGCCGGACAGUGAGUCUCUUCACAUCCUUCAGCCUGCCGUCUGAAGUGCACAAACAGACGGAGCUCAUUCAGUUGCCCGUCACAGAAGGCAGCAGUCGGAUUAGGAUUGUGAACUUAAUCCGGCUGCACAGGAGCAGCGGGGCAUCUCUAAUGCAUGACUACAACUUUAGUUAGCAUGAAAUUGUGUCUUGGUAAGUGAUCACUGCCAGCAAAUUAUAGAAGUUUGACCUCUUUUGUAGACCAACAUCUGUCAAAAGUACGUCAGUGAACCAACAGCACAUAUUCAGCAUCUUUAAAUUCGUGGUAUAUGCUUUUUUUGUGCUUUUUUAAAUAAAAACUUGAAACUUAGAUUUUUAGGCAGUCACAAGACAGUAAAGAAUGUGUACACACAAAAUAUGUUGUAAUCUGUGCUUUUUUUAUGUAACUGUUUGUGUGUCUUGGAUUUUCCUGUUACACACACCUGCAGAGCAUCUCGUCUUCACAUUUGACAGUCCUAGCUUGUCUAAGGGAUUUCGAACUAGUAGCUCACAUGGCUGCUAGUUUUUACAGCACACAUUCGUUCUGUACAAAUACGAUUACGAUUACUCCCAGUUUGGGCAGAAAAGGCAAAGGCUGCUUUAGGCAAAUCUGGUUAGUGAUGUUUACUCUACUAAGGCUACACAACAUUUUAUCAUGCUAUGACACUUCUUAAAAAAUGGCAAAAAAGCACACAGUUAAACAGUGACAAAAAAGUAGGUAUAAAACUUACCACACUAGAUUUUGAUCCCAAAAGCACAACUUGUACGGUUUGAAGAUGUCUCUGCUUGAAGCUGUUUGCUCUGAAAAAAUAACCAGGAUUUUAUCAAAAUCGUUUCAUUUGCUGUGAUAUUUUUUUUAUUAUUAUUGUUUGAUUUAUUUGGUUUAUUUAUUUGGUUUGUUUUAAAAUAGAUACUCUGUCCUUCGUAUUUUGUGUAGAAGCUUUGUGAGUUUUUAUGUGUGUGUGUGUGUGUGCAGUUUAAAGCUGCAAUAGUCUGAAAAUGGCUGACUCAUUUUUAUCCAUAAAGUUGGACAUUUCAAAGCUACCUGCAGCAGAAGCAGUGCUUCAACAUGAACUGUCUGUUGCAAAACAGAACAUUUUCUAUAACUUUGAGAUGUUACCAGCAAAUGCACAAAUGACAUCAAUUCAGCAUUCUAUGUGUUUGCAUUGUUCCAAGAUUCCAUCAUGGUCUAUUUUUGUACACUCGCUUUACUUGUAGCAUUGUAUAUGUUGUCUUGAAUAUCCAGACUACAAGAUAAUAAUGAAUGUGAUUAUUACUAGUUCAAUAUGUGCCCUGAUGUUUGAAUGUUGAUUUGCAUAUACAUGUUAAGAACUGGAUAGCAAGAUCCCCAAAUUGACUCUUUAAUGUUUUUGUAUCCAUCUAUGUUUUCUUCAGAUUAUUUUAAAAGCAUUUAAUUAGAAGAUAUACAUGGAAUUAAAGGAGUACAACAUCAUAAAUUGGUAUUUUUGGGGUUUUGUUAAAAUCUUUUAGGAACUAAUCCUUUGCAGUGUGGUCUCGAUUUGUAUCUACUGCCUCCAAAAAGUCUCUUUUAACUCAAAUUUGUGAAAACAACAUCCCGAUAACUGCUUAUUUCAUGAUGGAUUAGUCCCAAA
Molecule: messenger RNA, 3309 nt
Organism: Oryzias latipes (Japanese medaka)
Lineage: Eukaryota; Metazoa; Chordata; Actinopteri; Beloniformes; Adrianichthyidae
Gene: rnf150a
Product: ring finger protein 150a
Source: RefSeq, a predicted model, not a curated record